AUGCGAACAAACUCGCCGCCAGACGUGGGAUCGAACAACUGGGGCAGGGACAUGGGGAGUCGCCGCGAGGACUCGUCCGUUCCUCCGUUGGACAAGAUGGACCCGGGACUGGAUAUCACGGACUUCGACCGCCAAGCCAAGGCCAAACAUGUCUUUGUGCCACGACCUCGACGGGUCACGUCGCCAGAAUUGAUCUUUCGCGGCGCUUCCCUUGAUCGCUGCGAAAAGGAAGAGUUGUGCUCCUUCAAUGAGGAGAGCGUUGACAUGGAUGUCGAAUGUGGGGACAAGUGGAAUUUCCGCUCCAUUGGUCGUCCAGAUGUGAACCUCGACACCCCACCCACCCGUGCAGGGAAUCCAGUGAUCAUGGACGAGCGCUUUCACGAACAUUCGAAUGUGUCGUCGUCCAUGCUGUAUCGCCCCAUUGCGCGACCCAUGACCGCCAUGCCCAAUGCCGAGCGAGUUGCGUGGUGGAAUGCUGCCUCCUCCUAA
Aphanomyces astaci is the source of this 489-nucleotide messenger RNA. RefSeq lists its product as hypothetical. The coding region runs from base 1 to 489 and encodes 162 amino acids. Lineage: Eukaryota; Oomycota; Saprolegniomycetes; Saprolegniales; Verrucalvaceae. The transcript is spliced from 2 exons. The record is from RefSeq and is a predicted model, not a curated record.